AGGCAUACCAAAUAAGAUUGACAUGGUGUUCCUGGACUCAGAGAAUUUUUUCUCCUAAAAUCGAUCAAUUUGGAUUGGAAUCGACACAGUAAAUCACCGCGAUUCUACUGUUUAUUCUUGCAAAUUAGUUUGUCUCCGAUCGAUGAGAGGCGACGAAAAUGUCGAAGAUGAAACACUUUUUGCGGAAGCUUCACAUCCGCGAUCACCACCAUCACAGGAGGCCGCCGCCACUGGAUUCCUCAUCUCAAACGGCGCCGUCGCACCAAUUGAACUCCACAUCGACGUCGUCCGAUGCGCCGCCGCCGGCUUCGUCUUCGGGUGACAAUUCGAGCAAUAGCGACUCCAGUUUCUUCGAGGAGGAGUUUCAGAUGCAAUUAGCGCUGGCAAUAAGCGUUUCCGAUCCGGGUCAGGAUUGUAUUGACCCGGAAUCCGCCCAAAUCAACGUUGCUAAGCAGAUUAGCCUUGGCUGCGCACCUUCUCAGAACCUCGCGGAAUUCACGUCGCUCCGAUUUUGGAGUUUUAAUGUUGUAAAUUACGGUGAAAAGGUUAUAGAUGGGUUCUAUGAUGUUUGUGGAAUAGAUUCAACUCUGGCGGUCACAAAGAAAAUGCCGUCACUUUUGGACCUUAAAGCAAUGUCUCAUUUGGAAGAUAUGGGAUGUGAGGUGGUUCUAGUCAACCGUAUAGAUGAUGUGGAUCUCUGGAAACUUGAAGAAAUAGUUUGUUGUAUGUCUGUUGACAAGACCUUGAGUACAAGUUUUCUAGCGCAGAAAAUUGCUGUCCUUAUUGUUGAUAGAAUGGGAGGUCCUGUUAGUGAUGUUGAAGAAAUGUUGAGAAGGUGGAGGGCAAGGAAUCAUGAGUUACGAGUCUAUUUGAAUUCGGCCAUUCUUCCCCUUGGCUCCCUUGAUGUUGGUCAUUCGCGUCAAAGGGCUCUACUCUUUAAGGUCCUUGCUGAUAGGGUUAACCUUCCAUGCAAGCUAGUCAAAGGCAGUUACUUCACUGGUACUGAUGAAGGAGCUGUGAACAUGAUAAAAUUAGAGGAUGGAAGUGAGUACAUCAUUGAUCUAAUGGGUGCUCCAGGCACACUCAUUCCUACUGAGGUACCUAGUGCCCAACAUCAUACUUUUGAAUUAGAUGCAAGGCGUAUUGUUACUUCUCCAGGGAGUCUGAAAACCUGCCGUACAGCGCCUGAACAAAGGGCUCUGAAUGGAUCACUUCCACCUGGUACUUCAAGUGCACCAUCUGUGGUUUCCUUCCACUCAAAUUUAGUAGCCCAGAGAUCUGCAGGAAUAAUCUUGACAGAGCAGUUGGAUCAUAAUGUCAAAGAUCUUUAUCUUCCACAGGAGGACAAUUGUAGAGAAGAUCAAGUAUCUUCAACCAGGAAUAGUCGUAGAGAAAACAUGUUUAAACUAGAUUCAGCAGGACAUAAGUCAUCUCUUAAUAAUCCCUGGUGGGAGCAAAACACGCCAGUGGAUGAUAGAAAUGACGAGGUCAUCUCAACUGUCAAUGCUGGUUUUGGUAUGGAUGUUGACUCUUCUGGAAAUAAUUUGCAAAUUGAUCCUGUGCUCAAUGGAGUUGCUGAAAUUUUAUGGGAGGAUCUUCAGAUUGGUGAACGUAUAGGUAUAGGUUCAUACGGUGAGGUAUACCGAGCAGAAUGGAAUGGCACGGAAGUUGCAGUGAAGAGGUUUAUGAAACAAGAUAUCUCAGGAGAUGCACUUGCACAAUUCAAAUGCGAGAUUGAGAUCAUGUUAAGGUUGAGACAUCCUAAUGUUGUCCUUUUCAUGGGAGCUGUGACACGCCCCCCUCAUAUGUCCAUAUUGACUGAAUUCCUUCCAAGGGGUAGUUUAUAUAAGCUGCUGCACCGACCAGGUAUCCAGAUAGACGAAAAAAGGAGAAUAAAAAUGGCCUUCGAUGUGGCCAAGGGAAUGAAUUACUUGCAUACUAGCCAUCCUAUCAUUGUGCAUCGAGAUUUGAAGACCCCAAAUCUCCUCGUUGAUACAAAUUGGGUUGUCAAGGUGUGUGAUUUUGGCAUGUCUCGUCUGCAGCACAAUACUUUCCUAUCUUCGAAGUCUGCAGCUGGGACGGCAGAAUGGAUGGCCCCAGAGGUUCUGAGAAAUGAACCAUCCAAUGAGAAAUCUGAUGUAUAUAGUUUCGGAGUCAUACUGUGGGAGCUGGCAACUCUGCGAGUGCCAUGGACAGAGAUGAAUUCAAUGCAGGUGGUUGGAGCCGUUGGAUUCCAGGGUAGGCACCUUGAUAUCCCACCCACGGUUGAUCCCCUGGUAUUCGAGAUAAUCAGUGACUGUUGGAAUAGAAAUCCACAGGCACGCCCUUCUUUUGCACAGAUUAUAACCGGCCUCAAGGGUCUGCAGCGCCUCAGUGUGCGUAGAACCGAGAGUUGUAAGUAUCAGGAAUAAUACCAUUGUAGCAGUAGCUGAGAGCUCGUCUCUGGACUCGAAGAGCCAGUUUGAGCAGAAAUCGAUAAUUCAAGAAUUCGUUUGGACCAAGGCCAUUGCUAUGCAGGAAAGUUGCUGAAUUGGGAAGCGUUGAUUCAUUCAAAGUGGGAAUUGAACGCAGCCGAUUCAGAAUAUAUAGAGUAAGUCCUCAACUUCAAAGUUGGCACAAAAGUGUGCAGUUGGGUAAGUUUCUGCUGGGCAAAGCUUGGUCCUUAAAUUUGUAUGGUUCUAAAAACAUGGGAGAGGAAUUCGUAAGGAUUUUUUCUCUCUUAAUGUUCAUAAGGAAUUCAUAAAAACAUGGGUUGAAAAACAAUUUAGUUUUGAUCAUCUAUUAGAAUGUGUUAAAUAAAGAGAAGAUAGGAAACAGAAAAAAAGGGAGUUGUUGAGAUCGUCAAAAUAGCAAAUGUAAAAAAAGGUCUCUGCAGUUUGUACCUUGAUUUGAGUUUAAUUUGUACAUUUCAAUCUGCGGUGAAAAAAAUGAAAAUUGGUAUUCUUUUACUACAAA
Messenger RNA from Salvia splendens (bonfire salvia), 2955 nucleotides. RefSeq names its product probable serine/threonine-protein kinase SIS8. The transcript has 13 exons. Gene Ontology annotation, cellular component: cytoplasm. Lineage: Eukaryota; Viridiplantae; Streptophyta; Magnoliopsida; Lamiales; Lamiaceae. Gene Ontology annotation, biological process: protein phosphorylation; signal transduction. The coding region runs from base 159 to 2411 and encodes 750 amino acids. The record is from RefSeq and is a predicted model, not a curated record. Gene Ontology annotation, molecular function: protein kinase activity; ATP binding.